AUGUUUGUCGGUGAAUCACUGGUGAAUAGCAUUGAUGGCAGGCCUGAUGCAUGCCUUGGUGGGAGUACUUCGGCAGAGGGUAUAAAUCUAGCUAUGAUUGUUGAGGAUGUAUCUGCUCAAACACAAGCACGAGCUGGUAAGGUCCUCGCUGAUCAAACCAGGUUCGAUAGAGAAGAAGUUACUGAGUCAAUGACAGAGCAAAGCAGGUUGCAGAAACUAAUUAUUGAGAAUGACCUUCUCAAGCAUUUUUUUGAAGCCAAAAUGGAAUACCCAGGUCAAAAUAAGUCUCAAAUUAGGCUUAGUGGCGAUAGUGAUGGCAGAGGUAUUUCCGGUGCCAUUGGAAAUGGAGACAAUGGACAAGCCAGACUCAGAUGGAGAAAGACAUCAGUUACAAGGGAUGUGCCGAGGAUGAAUUCACAAGGANGAAGCCAAAAUGGAAUACCCAGGUCAAAAUAA
Messenger RNA from Ilex paraguariensis (yerba mate), 456 nucleotides. NCBI's taxonomy places the organism in Eukaryota, Viridiplantae, Streptophyta, Magnoliopsida, Aquifoliales, Aquifoliaceae. The record is from the annotation of a GenBank genome assembly.